Linderina pennispora is the source of this 958-nucleotide messenger RNA. Its product is annotated as ribosomal protein L6. Gene Ontology annotation, cellular component: ribosome; cytosolic large ribosomal subunit. Gene Ontology annotation, biological process: cytoplasmic translation. The coding region runs from base 301 to 870 and encodes 189 amino acids. Lineage: Eukaryota; Fungi; Kickxellomycota; Kickxellomycetes; Kickxellales; Kickxellaceae. The transcript has a single exon. Gene Ontology annotation, molecular function: structural constituent of ribosome; rRNA binding. The record is from RefSeq and is a predicted model, not a curated record.
GGAAAUGGUGCUAGUUCUUCCUUUCCAGACACCAUCUUCAGGUCGUUUUAUUUUAAAUCGGUAAGGGGACAUGAAUCGAUUCAGCUUGCGGCGGGCCAAAGUUGACGGGCGCAGGACCAUUCCCGGGCGUGGAUGGGAUGGAUGAGAUGGAUGUGCCCAAAAUUGUCGAUACGCCCAGGAAAUUUCCGGAAAUGCGAAAUUAGCGCUGGGGGAAUGCUGUCCAUUCGAAAUGAGUAACGAAGCAGUGCCGUGCACUAAUAGCCUCAACCGCGCCCUCUCCCACCCACCUUUUAGAACACGAUGAAGCACAUUUUCAAGGACGACGUUAUCAACGUUCCCGAGGGCGUUACUGUCGAGGUCAAGGCCCGCCAGGUCCGCGUUACCGGUCCCCGCGGCACUCUGCAGCGUGACCUGCGCCACAUCAACAUGGACGUGCAGCGCCCGACCCGCGACACCAUCCGCGUCAUUGUCUGGCAGGGCGGCCGCAAGCACAUUGCCUGCAUCCGCACCGUCUGCUCGAUCAUCAACAACCUGAUCAUCGGCGUCACCAAGGGCUUCGAGUACAAGAUGCGCUUUGUCUAUGCCCAUUUCCCCAUCAGCGUUAACAUCGAGAAGAAGGAGAACCUGAUCGAGAUCCGUAACUUCCUGGGCGAGAAGCACGUGCGCAAGGUCCCCAUGCUCGAGGGCGUCGAGGUCGUUCAGUCCAUCAACGUCAAGGACGAGAUCGUCCUCACCGGUAACGAUAUUGACAACGUCUCGCAGUCGGCCGCCUCCAUCCAGCAGGCCACCCGCGUCCGCAACAAGGAUAUCCGUAAGUUCCUUGACGGUAUCUACGUCUCGGCCAGGGGCAACAUUGUCAAGGAGGAGUAAACUCUUUCAGUAGUAAUUUGCUCUUUGCUUUGAAGUCUUCCCUCGUGCAAAAAAUCAUGAGGGGGCCACUCCAUGGGCUCUCUUUACC